AUGUUGCUUUUCGGCCUGGCGGCCGUCCUCUCCAUGGCUGCGCAGGCUUCCUUCAUGGCCACGUUGCGCAAGCGAGGCUGCGGAGCCAGGGAGCUUCGCUGCAAUGACGGCCAACCCACGGAACUCACUCUCGAGAUGAAGCAGCUGCGAGACAUGGACUCCAGUCUCUCGGACGACGUCGUCCUGAAGUCCCUCUUUGACUGGCCCGAGCUGCGAAGUCUCAAGCAGCUUCGCAUCUCUUGGCUGCAAGGGGACGUCCCUGCCGUUCCGAGCGAGCUGUGCAACUUCGUGCAACUCGAGCUGCUGCAGCUGACGGGCAGCGGCUUGCAGUCGGUGCCCAGCUGCCUCGCCAAACUCGAGUUGAAAGAGCUUUCCCUGGGAGCCAACAGGCUGCAGACACUCCCCGCGACCUUCUCGGGCAUGCGGAGCUUGAGGAAGCUCAACUUGGCGAACAACCAAUUCGAUGAAUUUCCGGAAGCUAUCUUGUCUCUCAAGAACUUGGAGGAGCUUUUCCUGCAGCACAACCGCCUGACAAGCGUUCCCUCCGGUCUUCAGAAGCUACAGAAGCUACGUCGUCUCAGCCUCGUCGGGAACAGGCUUACCGCAUUGCCCGAGGAGUUAGGCCGCAUCCCUUCCCUCAAGGCGCUGAUGCUGGAUGGCAACCGCUUGGAUGAUAUCCCGAGCAGCCUCAAACCUCUCUGGCUCGCAGGAGGGCUGCAUGCGGACGGAAAUCCGAUGGAUCAAAGACGACCGCGGCCGGAUGGCGAGCUGUAA
Messenger RNA from Symbiodinium sp. CCMP2592, 774 nucleotides. The record is from the annotation of a GenBank genome assembly. Lineage: Eukaryota; Dinophyceae; Suessiales; Symbiodiniaceae.